Molecule: messenger RNA, 2501 nt
Organism: Fragaria vesca subsp. vesca
Lineage: Eukaryota; Viridiplantae; Streptophyta; Magnoliopsida; Rosales; Rosaceae
Product: patatin group D-2-like
Exons: 3
Coding region: 290-1663 (457 amino acids)
Biological process (GO): lipid metabolic process
Source: RefSeq, a predicted model, not a curated record
GCUUCUUCUUCUUCCUCCUCUCUAUUUUCAUUUGCUUUUCUUGGGUUCUGGUUAUUUAGUCUGUUAAAGCUUUCUCAUGCUUCGUUGUGCGUUGCUCUGAUUAGCUUUGGCGUGCUCUGUUACACCCGGAACCAGAGGGGAAUUUCGUUUCCUCUUCCUCGCAAACAGAAAAGAGAAAAAGCUUAUAUAUACACGAGUAGUGUGACUGUAUGAGAGAUUAGCAUGAGUUUCGUUGCUCAAUCUAAUUGAAGCAAAAACCAAAGAGUUUUUAUAUUUGGUGGGAUUUAUCAUGGACUUGACCGGGUCGGAAAUGCAAGAACCGAGCAUAGACACGGAUAAGCUGAGCUACGAGAUAUUCUCGAUUCUGGAGAGCAAGUUUUUAUUUGGUUAUGAUGAUCAGAAGCUAUGGGUGCCGAAGCAGAUCUCUCCGCCGGCGGAAACAAAACCCGAGGCGCAGCCGGACUCCGUGAUCAAGAACCAGAGAGGCAAAAUCUGCAUACUCAGCAUCGACGGCGGCGGCAUGCGCGGGAUUCUCUCCGGGAAAGCCCUGGCCUAUCUCGAGAACGCGCUCAAGCUGAAAUCGGGCAACCCCGACGCCAGAAUCGCCGACUACUUCGACGUCUCCGCCGGCGCCGGCGUCGGCGGCAUUUUCACCGCCAUGCUCUUUGCCACCAGGGACAACAGCCGGCCGAUAUUCAAGGCCGACGACACGUGGCGGUUCCUCGUUGAUCAGGGGAAGAGAUUCUACAACGGCCGCGCUGGCUCCUCCGGCGGGUUCCUGCGGUGGUUCAUUCGCGGCGGGUCCGGUUCAGCUUCCGGCUCGACCGCCGCUGCCACCGCCGGGCUGGAGAAGACGAUGAGAGAGGCGUUUAAGGAUAAUGACCGGAGCUUGACCCUGAGGGACACGUUGAAGCCGGUUUUGAUUCCCUGCUACGACCUCUCCAGCACGGCGCCGUUUUUGUUUUCCCGAGCCGACGCGCUGGAGACGGAGAGCUACGACUUCCGCCUCUGGGAGGUCUGCCGCGCCACGUCAGCCGAGCCGGGGCUGUUCGAGCCGGUGCAAAUGCGGUCGGUGAACAACCAGACGCGGUGCCUGGCCGUGGAUGGCGGGCUGGCCAUGAGCAACCCGACGGCGGCGGCCAUCACGCACGUGCUGCACAACAAGCAGGAGUUCCCGUUCGUGCGAGGCGUCGAGGACCUUUUGGUCCUUUCCAUCGGGAGUGGGCAGUUUCUAGAAGCGAGCCACGAGUACGAGCAGGUCAAGAGGUGGAAGGCCAAGGAGUGGGCCCGCCCCAUGGCCCGCAUCUCCGGCGACGGCUCCGCUGACCUCGUUGACCAGUCCGUCGCCAUGGCCUUUGCUCAGUCCGGCAGCUCCAACUACGUCCGCAUUCAGGCGAAUGCGACAAGCUUGGGGAGGUGUGGUCCAAAUGUAGAUACAGACCCGAGUCCUAGCAAUGUCAAGAUGCUGGUGGGAUUAGCUGAGGACAUGCUGAAGCAGAAGAAUGUUGAAUCGGUUCUAUUUGGCGGCAAGAGGAUCGCAGAGCAGAGCAAUUUCGAGAAGCUUGACUGGUUCGCCGGAGAACUUGUGCUGGAACAUCAGAGGAGGAGUUGCAGAAUAGCUCCCACUGUUGCCUUCAAGCAAGCUGCUCCUAAAGCCACUUAGUCUGAAGCUACCACCAAUUGAUAACCAAAAGAUCAUAGAGGCUUGUUACAAAUGAAGAAGAAAAAAGAUGGAGACGAGAGGAAAGAAAAGCAUGUAAAUCUUUGUGGGGAUUUUUUGCCCGCCAAUGGACCAUACAUUGUGGGUCUGCACUCCACCUUUCAACAAUGGCUAGGAACAAAUGUGGAGAAAAAGCAUGAGAGAGAUAGAGUGAGAGAGACUGAGAGAGUAAAAGCUUUUAAGGUCAAAUCAAACAAGAAUCCAAAUAUUCAGGUGUGAAUCUAUUGCAUUUCAAAUUGAGGGUUUAGGGUAUUACACUUUUUUUUUUAAUUACAACUUUUCCAAAUGCUUUUCCAAUUUCUGUCAUUUCAUCCUAGCUUAGUCUCAAGAAACUUGAGAGUGGGUGGUGGUGGUAGGGAACCCAGAACAAAAAAUUGUCCAAAGCUAUUUGUUUCUGUCUUUGGCAUUUGGUCUCUUUCCCCUAUAAAUAUUUUCUCAUUUUGAUUAUAGUAGAUUGUAGUGGACAAUAGUUUUUCAGGGUGAGUAUCUCUUCAAGCAACUGACCAAUAUCUCCUCUGUGGGUCUUCAUGGCUACUAGUUGUUGGAACCUUAUCAGAGGGAGAAAUUUUCUUUAUUUUUUUUUCUCUCCUUUUUAUUGGCAUGAACUGUAUAAUAUUGGUUUUGGGGUCCUCCUCAGUUUGUAAGUUUGAUGAAUGAAGAAAGAAAACUUCCUCUUUUUGUACAUGUUUUUAGUUUUAAGAAAGUGGUGGUGGGAGUUGCAUAUACAUGAUGGAACUUUGAUUUGAUUCUGGUAUGUGUUUUUCUUUACCUUUCUUGAGUU